This is a messenger RNA of Loxodonta africana (African savanna elephant), 2580 nucleotides long. Its product is annotated as olfactory receptor 4A47-like. Gene Ontology annotation, cellular component: plasma membrane. Gene Ontology annotation, biological process: G protein-coupled receptor signaling pathway. Gene Ontology annotation, molecular function: olfactory receptor activity; G protein-coupled receptor activity. Lineage: Eukaryota; Metazoa; Chordata; Mammalia; Proboscidea; Elephantidae. The transcript has a single exon. The coding region runs from base 1663 to 2580 and encodes 305 amino acids. The record is from RefSeq and is a predicted model, not a curated record.
GCACCCUAAUUCAGAACUUGGGUCCAAUGGCUGUUUCAUUAUGCAGGUAACCCAAGAAAUGUUUCUAUACAUGAGUCUUCAUAAGGGUUUAUAUUAUGCAAGAGUACAUUGGUAUUGUGAUUUAGAGAGUCGUGGUCAUUUAAAAGUUCUCCUAAGUGAUUCUGAUAAUCGGCCAUGUUAGAGAACCUUUGCAACUGAUAAACUAUGUGGAGGUUGACUUAAUUCUGUAAUAAUCAUUUGAAUAUUUUCUUAGUAUAAAGAUCUAGAGUGCAUUCACCUUCUCUAACAUCAGUAUCUUAGAAACUGCUUUCAAGGGCAAGCAUUUGAGGAAUAUUUUAAAGGACAGAGACUUAUAAGUCAUAUACAGGAUCAAUGGAAGUGCUCUGGAAGCAUUGUUUGUUAAUCUGUUAGUAACUGGAGAAUGAUGGAAGUCUGUGAACCUUGAAUGAGUGACCUUCAAGGACCUGAGACAAUAUUUAUGCAAGCAGGUUAUUACUUCAAUUCAUAGGACUGAUAGGUUGGGUAAGAAAGGAUUUAAAUUGAUUGUUAGAUUUAGCGAAGCUAGGGUGUUUUCAUAAAGAAGAACAGAGAAUUGGGUUGCUUGUUUGAGAAAGAAGAGGAGUUUAAGGAUAGAUUAUUUAAACAGUGAUGAUACUAUAUUAUACAAAUACAGGCAGGAAAAUUGUUAAUGUAGGAAAUGGAGGAGACAAUUACAGGAGGAAGAGUGACAAAGAGGGUGGGAUCUAGUGUAUACACAGAGGGUUUGGCCAUAGAAACAGAAAAUCCAUGUAUUGUGAUGGGCAGGUCCAGCAGAAUUAUGAGGUCAGAUAUUGAAGUAAAUGUCAAUAGAGAUAUCAAGAGUAACUGGAUAUCAUUGCUAGGAUUAUUUUAAAAGGUAGCAGGAUUGGUUAAUAUUGAUGAUAUUUAUGAUACAGUUUGUAUGUGUAUGUACAUGGUCUUCUUUUUUCCUUGGAAUCUCUCCUCUCAUCUUUUUCAUUCCUGCACAUUCAUCACCAGCAAAAAAUAACCCGUUUAAAUUUAAAAAAGUAUCUUUCCAUGCUUUCCUCAUAUUAUUAUUAUUUUUGUUUUGUUUUAUAACAGUAUUAUGCAUAGAUUUGUGUUUAGUGCUUUAUUGCUCAACUGUACCUUAUCAGUACCAAUUUUUGAAAUUGUGAAAUACGUCCAUUGGAGACUUAAGUUAUUAGUUAAAAAGAUUCUGCCAUUCCUAGAAUGUAGAAAAUAAUCUCAUUUUUAAUAUGAAAGUGAAUAUUAAGUAAAUCUUCCUUUAUUUUUAUGUUAAAACUUUCAUGUAUUUAUAAUUUAUUUUUAUAUAUAGUAUUAACUGUAUAUAUACAAAUUUAUUUUCUUCCAGACGUCAAGUUAAUGUGGUAGCCCCAUUUAUUUCAUAAUCUGCUCUUUUCCCAUAUGUUUCUAAUUUCUUGUUUGUCUCUCAUUAUUCGAUAAAUUCACAGAGGUUAUGGACCGUGUUUUGAUCAGCCUUGUAUUCUUACAAUAUUGGACAGUGCUGAAACAUAAUAAAUCACAAUGCCUAUUUGCUGAAUGAAUAAACAAAUUAUCUGGAGACCUCCAAAAGUCACUUGUCAUCUAUAUAUUUACAGGUAACUUUGUCCUGGACUCUGAAAUAAGGACACAGGGGCACGUAUGGAACAGGUGAAAAAUGUGACUGAGUUUGUCCUCUUGGGGCUCACUCAGAGUCUUCAGGGUCAGAAAAUAUUAUUUGUUGUGUUUUUGCUGAUCUACAUUGUGACACUCAUGGGCAACCUACUUAUUGUUGUGACUGUGUUGGUCAGCCCAUCACUGGAUGCCCCUAUGUACUUCUUUCUUGGCUACUUAUCAUUUAUGGAUGCUGUUUAUUCUACUACAGUUACCCCAAAUAUGAUUAUAGACUUACUCUAUGAGAAGAAAACCAUCUCCUUCCAAGCCUGUCUGACCCAGCUUUUUGUAGAACACUUAUUUGGUGGUGCUGAGAUUUUACUUCUGGUGGUCUUGGCUUAUGACCGCUAUGUGGCUAUCUGCAAACCCCUGCGUUAUAUGACCAUCAUGAACCAACAGGUGCGUGUUCUGCUGCUGCUGGUGACCUGGGUUGGAGGUUUUGUGCAUGCUGUAGCUCACCUUCUUUUUGUUUACAACCUUCCCUUCUGUGGCCCCAAUGUCAUUGACCACUUCUUCUGUGACAUGUACCCCUUAUUAAAACUUGCCUGCACUGACAUCUAUGUCAUUAGUCUCACUGUGAUUGCCAAUGAUGGGGUAAUAUGUGUGGUCAUCUUUAUGCUAUUACUCUUCUCCUAUGGAGUCAUUCUUCACUCCCUGAAGAACCUUAGUCAGGAAGGGAGGCACAAAGCCUUAUCUACCUGUGGUUCCCACAUAACUGUGGUUGUCCUGUUUUUUGUCCCUUGUAUUUUUCUGUAUGUGAGACCUCCAUUCACCCUACCCAUUGAUAAAUUUUUUGCUGUGUUUUACACAGUUUUCACCCCUAUGUUGAACCCCUUGAUCUAUACUCUGAGAAAUGUGGAGAUCAAAAAUGCCAUGAAGAAGAUUUGGACCAGAAAAAGAAAUUGA